UCCAGUGAGAGCGAGCUGCUGCCUGUGCUUCGCUAUGUAUGGAGGGUGCAGCCUCUCUCUGCAGGAAGGAAACUCCCAUUCAAACCCAGCAAGAGAUGCUGCCCUGGGGCAGUGUCCCUCCCUAAGCGCCUCCAUUUGUGGCUGGUGGCAGCCAGGGCCAAAGCUUUGCUCUCAGCUCCAGCCUGGAGGCUGCAGGGCAUGUGAAAGCAGGGCCAUCCCUAGGCAGCUGCGUGCUGCAUAUGUGGCAGCACCAGCCCUGGCGACCAGCCCUAUACCCUGGCCGGCCUUCCCAUGGGCUGCACCCACUGCAAGGGGCAGGGCCAUCCCUAGGGGGGUAUGGGGCCCUGGACAACUCCCUCCGCCCCACUUCUUACCCUUUCCCCCUGCUCCGCCCCUGGCCCGGCCCCAUUCCACCUCUUCCCCCAGUGACCCCGCACUCACCAGCAGCAGCGGGAAGCGGAGCAACCUGGCCCCAGCCCGCUCUACUCUGCCAGCUCCCAGCUGCAUUGCUCCGCUUCCCGCUGCGGGUGAGUGCGGGGAGGUUGGGGAAAGGAUCGCCCCCCACAGUCACUGGCGGCGGGAAGUGGAGCGAUGCAGCCCUAGCCCACUCCACGUCCCUCACCCCGGCCCCAGCUGUGUCGCUGGGGGGAGGGGGGGAGUUAGGGAAAGGUUUCUUCCCCCCCACCCCCCAGACUCACCGGCAGCGGGAAGCAGAGCGCCGCGGCUGGGAGCUGGUGGAGUAGAGCGGGCUGGGGCCGGGCUGCUCCACUUCCCGUCGCUGCCGGUGAGUGGGGGAUCCCUUCCCUCAAGCGACAGGGCCGGGGCAAGGGAAGCGGAGCGGGCUGUUCCUGGCCCCCGAUUAUUUCUCUGGGCCUGUGGGCCCCCCAAAAGUGCCCCCCUCUGCUCCUGCCUCCCAGACCCCGGGGGGGAGGCCUGGGGCCCCACACAACCCCCCAUCCGGGGAGGGGGGUGUUGCGUAGGGCACCCAAAUGGCUAGGGAUGGCCCUGUGUGAAAGGGAGCUAUUCCCUCUCCUGUAUCUUGGCCCAGCCCAUUGCUGCUUCCUGUGUGAAUAGAUUUGGGCACUCUGGUCACAGCGGCUGCUUGUGCACUUGCCUUGUUCCUGGCCACUCAGCUCAGUGUGGUGCUGGGGCAGGACUCAGUAUUUCAGCACAGCUGCCCUAACAAAUUGGUGCUAAUGGUGGGAGCCUCCUCAACCUGCAAGGUACUGAUCCUGUGUGUGUGUGUGUAUGUGGGGGGCUCUGCCCAGGCCAGUUCCUCUCUCUCCGGUAGCCUCCUUGCAGUGCUGAGGUCCAAGCUGCUGCUUCCUCCCACCCCAUCUUCAUGCCCCAGCCACAGGGCCUCUCCUGUUGAUCGGGCUCCUGUACCUUGUCAGCACAGCUUGACUCCAAGCCUCCUGGGCUGCGUGGCCUCACUUGUGUGUCAUGACCUACCUGUGAGCUGCUGGGAGCAUGAAGCUGGCCUGGGUUGUGUCUGGUCCUUGAGCUGGUUAGUGUAGGUGGGUCUGAUCACCUCCAUCUCUCUACGAGAGGUGCUUCCUCUCCUGGCUCGAUCCAAAGGUCCCUGGUUGCCCUGCAACUGGCUGUCCCGAGCUGUUCAGGACAAAAAUUAAAACCACCUGAUUGCAGAAGCAGUUGGUGUGCUGGUCCCUGUAAGGCAAAAGCUAAUCUCCCUUUUGCCUUUCAUCACAUCAGGCUAGAAGCAAGGGCAAGGGAAUGCCCAUAGGCCCAGUCCAGGCCCUGGUCCUGAGGUGCCAUUUCCUUUGGAGUGUGACCCACAAGAGAAAUGGUGAGGGGAAUGUUGGGCAGCCAGGAGAGAAGGAGCAACCUGCUCUGAGGCUGCGUCUAUGGGGUAUCAGGCCUUUACCCUCCUCCUUGUAUCUGGCAGUACUGGCUCUUGGGGGGGGGCCCACUUUUCAGUGUCCCAACUCCAGCCUGUUCCUCUGCAGCUAACGUGUUUUUUCUGAGAUUUUCAAACUGAUGUAUAUUUUAAAACCAGAAAUAAACUAUUUUAAAAGUAA
Molecule: messenger RNA, 2039 nt
Organism: Mauremys reevesii (Reeves's turtle)
Lineage: Eukaryota; Metazoa; Chordata; Testudines; Geoemydidae
Product: translation initiation factor IF-2-like
Exons: 2
Coding region: 35-997 (320 amino acids)
Source: RefSeq, a predicted model, not a curated record